AUGUCCGUGACACUCACCAAAGAAGGCGAGGCCGUGCCCGCCGUCGUCAAGGCCUUCGACGACAAAGCCCACAGCGAGUACAAAUAUGCCCAAUACUUACCCGUCUACGACAAUGAAACCAAGUUUCCCCCCACGGAGCCGUUUGAAUUCAAAGACCGGGGGCAAGCAGCAGACAAGGCCAAACCUCACUUGUUUCAAACCGGAGACUCCAAUAUAGAAAUCACCAAACUCACGCCUCGCGUGGGCUCUGAAGUCCGUGGGCUACAGCUAUCGCAGCUUACAGACGUCCAGAAGGAUGAACUGGCCCUUCUCAUCGCAGAGCGCGGAGUCGUUGUCUUCCGCGAUCAGGACUUCAAGGAUGUCGGACCAGAGAAGCAAAAGGAAUUUGCUGCUUACUUUGGAAGACUUCACGUUCACCCCGUUGGUGCCCACGUUGAAGGCCAUAUCGAAUUCCACAACAUUUACCUCGGCGCAGACAACCUGUACCGUCUACAGCAGAGAUCGAGUAGAUUGUCGACGACCGGUUACCAUUCGGAUGUCUCCUACGAGCACCAGCCUCCCGGUGUGACGUUGCUCUCGCUGCUCAGUGUUCCCUCAACCGGUGGUGAUACCGGCUGGGUCUCUCAGGUUGCUGCGUACGAGCGCCUGUCUGAGCCUAUCAAGAAGUUACUUGAGGGUCUGCGUGCAGAGCAUAGUGGGUUUCCCCAAGCUGAGAGGGCGCGGCUUGAUGGAAAGCAUGUACGGAGAGAGCCUGUCAAGUCAGAGCAUCCCAUUGUUAGGGUUCAUCCGGCCACCGGGGACAAAGCACUGUUCGUCAAUCCUGGCUUCACGAAGCGUAUCAUUGGUCUAAAGGACGAAGAAUCGGACGCUAUUCUGCAGCUUUUGUUCAAGCACAUUGCCCUAUCGCAGGAUAUCCAGGUCCGUGUUAAAUGGGACGAUAGGACUGUUUCUCUAUGGGACAACCGGGUUACUGCCCAUACAGCCAUCUCAGACUAUGAUACUUCAAGCGAUGGGCUGCGCCAUGGCAUUCGACUCACUACUCUUGCUGAGAGACCCGUUGGCGUUGAUGGGUUAGAGACUGUCUGGUAG
This is a messenger RNA of Aspergillus puulaauensis, 1089 nucleotides long. RefSeq names its product TauD/TfdA dioxygenase family protein. The record is from RefSeq and is a predicted model, not a curated record. The coding region runs from base 1 to 1089 and encodes 362 amino acids. Gene Ontology annotation, molecular function: 2-oxoglutarate-dependent dioxygenase activity. Gene Ontology annotation, cellular component: cytoplasm. The transcript has 5 exons. Lineage: Eukaryota; Fungi; Ascomycota; Eurotiomycetes; Eurotiales; Aspergillaceae.